This is a messenger RNA of Acromyrmex echinatior (Panamanian leafcutter ant), 1108 nucleotides long. RefSeq names its product dehydrodolichyl diphosphate synthase complex subunit DHDDS. The record is from RefSeq and is a predicted model, not a curated record. Gene Ontology annotation, biological process: polyprenol biosynthetic process. Lineage: Eukaryota; Metazoa; Arthropoda; Insecta; Hymenoptera; Formicidae. Gene Ontology annotation, cellular component: dehydrodolichyl diphosphate synthase complex; endoplasmic reticulum. Gene Ontology annotation, molecular function: ditrans,polycis-polyprenyl diphosphate synthase [(2E,6E)-farnesyl diphosphate specific] activity.
UGAAACAUUGAAGAGAGUCAGUUGAUCACAGAUUUUACAUUUUCGUACGCUUAAACGUAAAAUUUAAAAUAUGAUGUCGUGGCUAAAGGAACGCAUUUUAAACUGGUUUCAAUUCCUAAUUUUAAAGAUCAUUAAGAUUAGUGAAGUACCUAAACACGUGGCAUUUAUCAUGGAUGGUAACAGACGUUAUGCGAAGAAACAGAACUUGCCGAUAGCAGAGGGAUACUCAAAAGGGUACGACAAAAUGGUUGAGCUGAUAUACUUGUGCAGAACUCUUGAUAUUGUAGAAUUCACGAUUUAUGCAUUUAGUAUAGGGAACUUUAAACGUAACAAAGAAGAAGUUGAUAGUCUCAUGAACCUUGCCAGGCAGAAGUUCAAGGAUUUAUUAGAAGACAAGAAAAAUUGAAGGACAAUGGAAUAUGUGUUCGUGUGUUUGGCAAUUUUUCCCUAUUGCCAGAAGAUUUACGUAAAUUAAUAGCUGAAAUUAUGAUUGUUACUAGGGAAAAUAAGAAAAUAUUUGUUAAUUUUGCUGUUGCUUAUACAUCAAGGGACGAAAUUACUCAUGCAAUUAAGGAUAUAAUACAAGGUGUAAAGGAUAAUGAUAUUUUAUUAGAAGAUAUUAACGAAGAUCUGAUUACUAAUUGUUUGUAUACUUACAAGUCUCCAAAUCCAGAUAUAUUAAUUCGUACUUCCGGAGAAAUUCGACUUAGCGAUUUCCUCUUAUGGCAAAUUUCCAAUACUUGCAUCUAUUUUAUUAAAGUAUUGUGGCCUGAUAUCAGUUCAUGGAAUCUUCUUAGUGUAAUUUUUUAUUAUCAGAGAUAUUAUUCCAGUCUACAAAAAAAUAGAGACAAUUUUUUGGAACCAAUUAUACGUAAUACUAGAGUAUCCACGUAUAUUGAUAAGUUGCAUAACAAACGCGACAUGGAAAUCGAAAAAAUAUAUCAGUCAGCAAUUCAGUCCCAGAAAUAAACAUAUAGAUAUAUAUUUAUAAAUCUACACAUCUGGAAUGUUAUAAAUUUGAUAAGUACAAUCAAAAUGUUCCCUGUGAGUUUCAUAUUUAGAGGGUAUGAUUUUAUUUAGUCUGAAAUUAGACAAAAUAAAUGAAGUA